Molecule: messenger RNA, 1580 nt
Organism: Lobosporangium transversale
Lineage: Eukaryota; Fungi; Mortierellomycota; Mortierellomycetes; Mortierellales; Mortierellaceae
Product: WD40-repeat-containing domain protein
Exons: 4
Coding region: 96-1577 (493 amino acids)
Molecular function (GO): protein binding
Source: RefSeq, a predicted model, not a curated record
ACCUCCCCUCCCUCUCUCUCUCGAAUCGACAAUUCUGUCAACAUUAUACCUUUUUUUUUAGCCUUGUUGUAUUUUUGUUAUAACUGCCAUAUAUAAUGUCGAAGAGAGCUCAGGACCAUGAUGAGGACAUGCGUGAGGCAAAGUCCUCUGUUAAUGUUGGAGAUCGCACAACGGUCGAAGACGAGGGCAUGGGUGAAUUUGAAGAUCCUUGGGAAGACGAGGUCGAAAGUGACCAGGAGGUCAUUGUUGAGAAUGAUGAUGACGAUGACGAAGGUAUGGAUGUAGACCAGGCAAUGGAACAGGAUAAAGAAGAGGAUGAUAAGGAAGUUCGUGUCUAUUUGCCUGGCCAAACUCUUGAGAAGGAUGAAGUGUUAGAGGCUGACCAAUCUGCAUAUGAGAUGUUGCACAGUAUGAACGUAAAAUGGCCCUGCCUGAGCUUCGACAUUCUUUGGGACCAAUUGGGUGAUGAGCGCUGCACUUUCCCUGCUACAGCCUAUGUAGUGACAGGCACGCAAGCGGAUAUGGCUCAUAACAAUGAAGUCCUGGUCAUGAAGAUGUCACAACUGGCGAAGACCAAGAAUGAUGAUGGAAAUCUCAGUGAGGAUGACAGCGACGAUGAUGAUGUGGAUGAAGAUCCUGUCUUGGAAUACAAGAGCAUGAAGCACAUGGGUGGUGUCAACCGUAUUAGAGCCAUGCCUCAGCGAGAUAAACAAAUUGCCUCUACUUGGGCUGAUACAGGCAAGGUUCACCUCUGGGACUUGGCACCCCAUAUCCGCUCUUUAGACCAGCCAGGAAGCGUGAUUCCCGAGUCGGCUAAAAAGCCUAUUUAUACCAUUGAGUCCCACGGGCGAUGUGAAGGUUUUGCUAUGGAUUGGUCGGAGACUGUUCCUGGACGUUUAUUGACAGGCGACUUGAAUGGAAAGAUCUAUAUGACAACUUUGAAUGCUUCUACAGGUGCUGUAACACCCGAUCGCGUGCCCUUUGUUGGCCAUCAAAGUUCAGUUGAGGAUUUACAAUGGUCCCCUUCCGAGAAGGGUGUCUUUGCAUCAUGCUCUGCAGAUCAUACUGUCAGGAUUUGGGAUAUCCGCUCCAAGAAGCGUGCAGGAAUUACGGCCAAGGUCCACAAUUCGGACGUCAAUGUCAUCAGCUGGAACAGGAAAUUACCUUAUAUGUUGGCUUCUGGAUCGGAUGAGGGUGUAUUCAGUGUUUGGGAUCUCCGUCAGUGGUCACAGGGUGCUGUGAACCCCACACCUAUUGCUACAUUCAAGUGGCACCAGGCUCCUAUUACCUCAAUCGAAUGGCACCCUAGUGAUGAAUCGGUUCUUGGCGUUGCAGGUGCAGACGAUCAGAUCACAUUGUGGGACUUCUCUGUAGAACACGAUGCUGAAGAGACGCUUAAUGGAACAAGUCAAAAGGCGAUUGCCAAUGAGGCCGGAAUUGAGGUCCCACCUCAAUUGAUGUUUGUGCAUCAGGGGCAGCAGGAUAUUAAGGAGCUGCAUUGGCACAAGCAAAUCUCUGGAUGUGUUAUCUCGACAGCAGCAUCAGGGUUCAAUAUCUUUAAGACCAUUUCGAUUUAAUAC